Molecule: messenger RNA, 1185 nt
Organism: Nezara viridula (southern green stink bug)
Lineage: Eukaryota; Metazoa; Arthropoda; Insecta; Hemiptera; Pentatomidae
Source: the annotation of a GenBank genome assembly
AUGAAAAUGAAUGCAGAAGAAAUUGAGAGCAAACGAGAUAGCAAAAUUUGCUCUGUGUGCGGGGACCAGGCUCUGGGUUAUAAUUUCAAUGCUAUUACUUGUGAGUCAUGUAAAGCAUUUUUUAGAAGAAAUGCUUUGAAAGAGAAGGAACUUCGUUGUCCAUUCAAGGAGUCGUGUCAAAUUACAUCGGUUACUAGAAGAUUUUGUCAAAGGUGUCGUCUUGAUAAAUGUUUUUUUGUCGGUAUGAAAAGGGAACUCAUAAUGAGCGAGGAGGAUAAAGAAAAGAAGAGAAGAAAAAAAUUGAGUAGAUUUCCUCAGCAAGAACAGCAAGUAUCAUCUACGGUGACUAAAGGAACUGUAGAUAUUUGUGUGCAAACUGAUUUUCCUCCAUGUUCUUGUUCCUGUGUUCUAUCAUCUCCGUCUCCCUCUAAUGUACAAAAUGAUGAGGUGAGAUGUACCCCUUUAUCAUCUGAUGAUAAAAUUCUCCUAAAUGACUUAGUAGCCGCAACGAAAGCCCUUGAAGCUCCUGUUGAUCAAGAAAUAAAUAAUUUGUAUGGUGACGAAUUUAAGAGUUGUGGUUCUGAAAGCCUUAUAGAUGUGAUUAAUCUUACUUCUAUAGCUAUAAGACGGCUUAUAAAAAUGUGUAAACGCUUAUGGGGAUUCAGAGCACUGCCACAGUGUGAUCAGUUGUCUCUACUAAAGCAGGGUUGUACCCAAAUGAUGUUACUCAGAAGUGUUGUUUCCUUUGAUCCCGAUAAAAAUACUUGGAAGAUUCCUCAUUCCGUUGAAGAACUUUCAAGGAUUAAGGUUGAAGUCUUGAAAGAAGCCAGAGGUAACCUUUACGAGGCACAUGAGGCUUGGCUUAGAGGUUUUGAUCCCCGAGCGGCUCGUGACCUUCGGGUGAUAUGCCUCCUUACAGCGGUGGCUCUUUUUGACCCUACUAGAACUCAUCUCACAUGCAGAGAGUUGAUUAGUGCUACUCAGGAAAGAUACUAUGAGGUUCUAAGAAGAUACUUGGAAAGCUUGUACAGGCUAAGUGAAGCACACGAAAUUUAUGCAAAUUUAAUAGAAAAAGUUCGUGAACUGAGGCGUUUAAAUGAAGAACAUGUUAGAGUUUUUCUAAAUGUUGAUCCAUCCCAUGUUGAACCUUUGUUAAUAGAAAUAUUUGAUUUAAAGAAAACUUAG